Molecule: messenger RNA, 837 nt
Organism: Drosophila nasuta
Lineage: Eukaryota; Metazoa; Arthropoda; Insecta; Diptera; Drosophilidae
Exons: 1
Coding region: 1-837 (278 amino acids)
Source: RefSeq, a predicted model, not a curated record
AUGGUCGAUGAGGAGACAGGGGAUCACCAAAAGAAAUGGUCCCAUUUUGUUGAAAUUAAUAAAUACUUUCGAGCCCCGCUUAACGCCUGCCGAUCGGAGCCCUGUUUGCGAGAUGCGAAGAUUCGAAAAAGUGCUCUUGCUCUUCACCAAACGAAUUUGAGUUUGUCCUGGCAACUGGCAUGCAAUCCGGCGGACAGCUCCCAUCUUAACGAUGACUAUGCUCAGCUGCCUCAGUCGAAGCAAUACAGACAUGACCCGAAGGAUUCGAAAAAUCUGAAGACGAAAGACAAACGCAGGCCAAAGUUGAGAACGGAUUCCAAAGCAAAGAAAGCAAAGCCCAAAGUGCCUGUUGAUUUGCCCAAAAUUAUGCUUGUGGACGCCGCCAAGAAAACGACGAAGCAAAAAAAUAAUCAAGUAGAGAAGUUCAAACGAAGGGAUCAGGUCAAGAGUCCUAGCAAAGAAAUGCGACGUGAUCAAGAGGAACGCUCGCGUCGUGAAGUCUCUGCACAGAGUAAGCAGGAAUCCACGAUGGGAACGAGUCUCAAGAAAUCACAAGCUGAACCCAAAAAGAAAUAUGGAGUGCCGCUCUGUCAGCGCCCAACGUUGCUACUGGGUCCCCGAUAUCAUGCUGAUCUACAGAACUAUUAUCAGCAGCAGUAUUACAAUCAAUUUAUGCAACAGCAGCAACAACAGCAAAUGAUGCAGCAGAUGAUGUACUAUCAAACUGAGCAGAUGGGAUUGAAUCCUCAGAGUCCUCGAUAUGCAGUGCCCAUUGAAUCCAUGUACAACAAUGUGAAGAAGGGCAACCGUUAUUGCGGCAACUUUUACUACCGAUAA